Mugil cephalus (flathead mullet) is the source of this 768-nucleotide messenger RNA. RefSeq lists its product as uncharacterized. The coding region runs from base 106 to 768 and encodes 220 amino acids. The record is from RefSeq and is a predicted model, not a curated record. The transcript has 3 exons. Lineage: Eukaryota; Metazoa; Chordata; Actinopteri; Mugiliformes; Mugilidae.
GUUAAAACAUCUUCAACAUGGAAUCCUGACUGGGUAGAGGUGAAGUGUCAGAGCAGUUGUCAUCUAUCUGCUCGUUCCUAUGUCUGGUACAAGAAUGGAGUGAACAUGAACAAAGACACUUAUUCAAUUCAACAAUCCUUUGAUUGGGGAGACAGUGUUUCCUGUGCUGUUAAAGGAUCCGAGAAGUUUCCCUCUCCUCCACAAUGUGUCCUUCAUCAAACCUGUAACAAAGUGACUUACACUGACAGAAGCAUCUGUGCCAUCAAAGGUUCAUCAGUGGACAUUUCCUCCACAUACAGUUAUUAUUAUGAUUCUUUUGUUGAGUCAAAGUUCUGGUUCAGUCCUGAUCGUAGUCGUCAGUGGAUGAAUCCCUCACAGCCUGAGGACCUGAGUAAAGACUCCCAGUAUUCAGGUCGUGUUCAGGUCCUUGAACCAUGGAGAGGAAGAUCCACUCUGAGAAUCACUAACCUGACAGAGAGUGAUUCAUCUGAGUAUCACUUCAAAUUCAAGACACGACGGUUUGAAUGGAGAAGUGUUUUACCUGGAACAACUCUGACUGUCACAGCUCUGCAGGUGCAGGUGACCAGAAUAAUAUCAGUCCAUCAGUCUCAAACUGAGGCAGAGCUCAAGUGUCUCAGCAGCUGCAGUCCAGCUGGUCGUCUUUACGUCUGGUUCAAGAACCAACAGAAUCAGGACACAGCAAACUUCUACUUUGACAGACAACUUUUCUCCUGGAGACACCAUCUCCUGUGCUUUCAGUGGACAUGA